ACUUUCUGCGGGUCUUUUGAGACAGGCAUCUUAUACAACUGUACGUAUGGGUGUUUACACAACACUAUUUGAAAAAAUCAGUUCAGAUGGCAAACCACCAAACUUUUUUGCAAAAGCAGGUAUAGGAAUGGCUGCUGGUGCAGUAGGAGCAUUUUUCGGUACUCCAGCCGAAGUAUCUCUUAUUAGAAUGACGUCAGAUGGCAGAUUGCCACCAGCAGAGAGACGAGGUUACAAAAAUGUCUUUGAUGCUUUAUUCAGAAUUACAAAGGAAGAGGGAGUAUUAACUCUAUGGAGGGUAAAUUC
Centruroides sculpturatus (bark scorpion) is the source of this 303-nucleotide messenger RNA. Its product is annotated as mitochondrial 2-oxoglutarate/malate carrier protein-like. The transcript has 3 exons. The record is from RefSeq and is a predicted model, not a curated record. Gene Ontology annotation, molecular function: thiosulfate transmembrane transporter activity; antiporter activity; malate transmembrane transporter activity. Gene Ontology annotation, biological process: oxaloacetate transport; succinate transmembrane transport; thiosulfate transport. NCBI's taxonomy places the organism in Eukaryota, Metazoa, Arthropoda, Arachnida, Scorpiones, Buthidae. The annotation marks the transcript as partial.